This is a messenger RNA of Bemisia tabaci, 1474 nucleotides long. The record is from RefSeq and is a predicted model, not a curated record. NCBI's taxonomy places the organism in Eukaryota, Metazoa, Arthropoda, Insecta, Hemiptera, Aleyrodidae.
UCUUCGUUGCUAAAUUCAAAAAGUCGAUCAAUUUGUUUACGAGCGUCACCAGGAUGGCCACGGGGGCAUGCAGAGACAUUGAAUUAUAUUAAUUUAAUUAUUUUAUUAUCUUCUCUAAAUCUCUAUUUAGUGGUGGCAAAAAACAGCAAAAAAAUGAUUACAGAGUAGAUUUGUUAAGAAAGAAAGGAUGAAGUCUAGGGAAGUAUUACUUAAUGCUCUUUGAUGGGUGUUAAAAAUGUUCUACUUUGAACAAGUUACUGGUAGAGAGCAAAAGGAUCAUGAUUUUUCAGCACUUGCAAAAAUAUUUUUUGGAUAUAUAACCACUUAGACCUCGUGCAUCACUACAAAUACAAUAAAAGUCACGAAAUUUCUGCGGCAAGUUUUACUCUACAGCAAUAGAAUGGUUUUGAUUACUGAGGAAUUGCUCCGAAAACGAGCUGAACACAAUGAAAAAGAAAUCUGUACACUGGAAGAGGUAUCUUUACAUCAGGAGAGCAUAACUAAAAUUGAGCACAUUGACAAAUGGUGUAGAGAGCUGAAAAUUCUUCUCCUACAAUCAAAUCUCAUUUCAAAAAUUGAAAACGUGGGAAGACUGAAGCUCUUGGAGUACCUAAAUUUGGCUUUGAAUAACAUCGAAGUGAUUGAAAAUUUACAAGGAUGUGAAAUGCUCCAGAAACUAGACCUGACUUUGAAUUUUAUUGGAGAUAUUGAAAGUGUUAGAAGCUUGCAGCACAACGAACAUUUGGAAUCUCUGUUCAUGACAGGUAAUCCUUGUGCAGAGUAUCCAGGUUAUAGAGAGUUUGUCAUUGCUACUUUACCACAACUUAAACAACUUGAUGGAACUCAAAUUUUUAGAUCAGAGCGGAUAACAGCAGUCCAAAAAUUGGAUGGCAUCAUGGAAGGACUGAUUUUGCAUCAGAAGGCUCAUAAAGAGAAGAGAGAGAAACAGAAGCGGGAGCUUAUGAGCAACACUCAAACUCAUAACGACAACAUUGACGAGACAGACCCAGAGGAAAACUCUCGAUUUUGGAAUAAAAAAAGUGAGAACACUCCAGAAACAAGAAUCGAAAUAGCUGAGCACACUCGGAGAGCUCAAAAAGCUAGACAAAGCUCAGAGCCAGAGCCCAAAAAAAGAGUCCUCAAGUUCUUUAAAGCAGAUGGAACCCCAUAUAAUAUCAAUGAAGCUAAAAUUCCUUUUCUGUUGGAAUCAGACGAGGAGACAAAUUCCAUCAUUCUGAAAGUGGAAGUGUACAAAUACUUGGACACUAGCUUAAUAGAAAUUGAUGUGCAACCAAAAUAUGUAAGACUUACAGUAAAAGGUAAAACGCUUCAGCUGAGUUUGAGUGAGGAGGUGAAAACAGAUGAUGCUGUUGCUUUGAGAUCACAAGUCACUGGUUUCCUCACGAUCACAAUGCCUAAGACAUUGAGAAUGAUUCCUCUUGAGAUCUCCAGCUCUGAGAAAGAUCUCCCAUAA